GCAUGGCCUGGACGGACCUCCUCCUGCCUCUGCUUGAGUCUUCCCUGUUGUUGUUGCUGCUGCUAACACCUGCCCUUCCCGCGGCUUCCCAGGACUGGCAGUGCCCACGCACCCCCUACGCUGCCUCCCGCGACUUUGACGUGAAGUAUGUGGUGCCCAGCUUCUCCGCUGGCGGCCCAGUACAGGCUGUGGUGACUUACGAGGGCGGCAGGGAUGGGAGUGCUGUGUUUGUGGCCAUACGCAAUCGCCUGCACGUGCUUGGGCCUGACCUGAAGUCUGUGGAAAGCCUGGCCACAGGCCCUGCCGGGGACCCUAGCUGCCAGACAUGUGCGGCCUGUGGCCCGGGCCCCCAUGGCCCAGCGGGCGAUACCGACACAAAGGUGCUGGUGCUGGAGCCAGCACUGCCUGCCCUGGUCAGCUGUGGCUCAAGCCUGCAGGGCCGCUGCUUCCUGCAUGAACUAGAGUUCCGAGGGACAGCCCUGCACCUGGUGGCACCAGCUUGCCUCUUCUCGGCCUACCAUAACCGACCUGAGGACUGCCCCGACUGUGUGGCCAGCCCACUGGGCACCCGUGUGACUGUGGUUGAGCAAGGCCAGGCCUCCUACUUCUACGUGGCAUCCUCACUGGAUGAAGCUGUGGCUGCCAGCUUCAGCCCACGCUCAGUGUCCAUCAGGCGCCUCAAGGCUGAUGUCUCUGGAUUUGCACCAGGCUUUGCGGCACUGUCUGUGCUGCCCAAGCACCUCGCCUCCUACCAUAUCGAAUAUGUGCACAGCUUCCACGCAGGAUCCUUCGUCUACUUUCUGACUGUGCAGCCAGCCAGUGUGACAGAUGCUCCUGGUGCCUUGCACACACGCCUGGCACGACUCAGCGCCUCUGAGGUGGAGCUGGGCGACUACCGGGAGCUGGUCCUUGACUGCCGCUUUGCUCCUAAACGCCGGCGCCGCGGGACUUCAGAGGGUGGCCAGCCCUACCCGGUGCUGCGAGCAGCCCACUCAGCUCCUGUGGGCUCCCAACUUGCCACUGAGCUGAGCAUCACUGAGGGCCAGGAAGUGUUAUUUGGAGUCUUCGUGGCUGGCAGAGAUGGUGGCCUUGGAGUGGGCCCCAACUCUGUCGUCUGUGCCUUCCCCAUUGACCUGCUGGACACCCUAAUCGAUGAGGGUGUGGAACGCUGUUGUGACUCCUCCGUCCACACGGGUCUCCGGCGAGGCCUCGACUUCUUCCAGCCUCCCAGUUUUUGCCCCAACCCGCCUAUCCUGGAGGGCUCCAGUCCCAACACCAGCUGCCACCACUUCCCUCUGCUGGUCAGAGGUAGUCUCUCACGUGUGGACCUAUUCAACGGGCUGUUGGGACCAGUACAGGUCACUGCAUUGCAUGUGACACGCCUUGACAAUGUCACAGUGGCCCAUAUGGGCACAACUGAUGGGCGUAUACUACAGGUGGAGCUGGCCAGGUCACUCAAUUACUUGCUGUAUGUGUCUAACUUCUCGCUGGGCAACAAUGGGCAGCCCGUGCAACGGGAUGUCGGUCACCUUGGGGACCAUCUCCUCUUCGCCUCUGGGAAUCAGGUCUUCCAGGUACCUAUCAGGGGCCCUGGCUGCCACCACUUUGUCACUUGCGGGCGUUGCCUGCGGGCACAGCGUUUCAUGGACUGUGGUUGGUGUGGAAGUAUGUGUGGCCGGCAGAAGGAAUGUCCUGGCUCCUGGCAACAGGACCACUGCCCACCUGAGCUUACUGAGUUCUACCCCCACAUUGGACCCCUAAGGGGCAGCACAAGGCUGACUCUGUGUGGCUCCAACUUCUACCUGCACCCUGCUGGUCUGGUGCCUGAGGGAACCCAUCAAAUCACUGUGGGCCAAAGUCCCUGCCGGCUGUUGCCCAAGGACACCUCAAAUCUCAGACCAGUGCCUCGGAAGGACUUUGUAGAGGAGCUUGAGUGUGAGCUGAAGCCCUUGGGCACCCAGGCAGUGGGGCCUACCAACGUCAGCCUCACCGUGACUAACAUGCCACCAGGCAAACACUUCCGGGUAGAUGGCACCUCCAUGCUGGGAGGCUUCUCUUUCAUGGAGCCAGUGCUGACAGCAGUGCAACCUCUCUUUGGCCCAUGGUCAGGGGGCACUCGUCUCACCCUUGAAGGCCAAGGUCUGUCUAUAGGCUCUAGCCGGGCUGUGCUGGUCAACGGAACUCAAUGUCUGCUAGAACAGGUCAGUGAGAGACAGCUUUUAUGUGUCACACCCCCUGGGGCUGCCAUGGCCCGCGUCCCCCUUAGCCUGCUUGUAGGGGGUGCCAAGGUGCCUGGUUCCUGGACCUUCUGCUACAGGGAAGACCCCAUUAUACUUGACAUCAGUCCUAAAUGUGGCUACACUGGCUCCCACAUCACCAUCCAUGGCCAGCAUCUGACUUCAGCGUGGCACAUAGAGCUGUCAUUCCAUGAUGGGCUUAGGGCAGUAGGGAAUAGGUGUGAGGGGAAGUUUCCGGAGCAGCAGCAGUGCCGCCUGCCUGAAUAUGUGGUCCGAGACCCCCAGGGGUGGGUGGCUGGGAAUCUGAGUGCCCGGGGAGAUGGAGCUGCUGGCUUUAUACUGCCAGGCUUUCGCUUCCUACCCCCACCCCGUCUACCCAGUGCCACUCUAUUCCCACUGAAGCCUGAGGAACAUGCCAUUAAGUUCGAGUACAUUGGGCUGGGCGCUGUGGCUGACUGCAUGGAUGUGAACAUAACCGUGGGUGGUGAGAGCUGCCAGCACGACCUUCGGGGAGACAUCGUUGUCUGCCCUCUGCCCCCCUCCCUGCAACUUGGCAAGGAUGGUGCUGCAUUGCAGGUCUGCGUGGAUGGUGGAUGUCACAUCCUGGGUAGGGUGGUGCGACCAGGUCCAGAGGGAGUCCCACAGAGCACAAUCCUUGGUGUCCUGCUAUCCUUACUCCUGCUUGUGGCUGCUCUGGCCACCGCACUAGUCUUCAACUACUGGUGGCAAAGGAAGAAGCUAGUUCUUUCUCUCAACCUGAGUGACCUGGCAUCCCUGGACCAGACUGCUGGAGCCAUACCCCUGCCUUUUCUCCACUCCAGCUCUGACUACAGAAAUGACCUUGCACUUCCUGCCACUGACAGUCUGGAUUCCACCACUCGGGUUCACAGAGCAUCCUUCUCAGACAGCAAGGAUGGAUCUUGUGUCCCGCUGCUAAGGACAGAGUCUAUCCGGCUUAGGGACCUGGACUCUGCGCUCUUGACGGAGGUCAAAGAUGUGCUGAUUCCCUAUGAGCGGGUGGUCACUCACAGUGACCGAGUCAUUGGCAAAGGGCACUUUGGAGUUGUCUACCAUGGAGAAUACACAGACCAGGCCCAGAAUCGAAUCCAUUGUGCCAUCAAGUCACUAAGCCGCAUCACAGAGGUGCAAGAGGUGGAGGCCUUCCUGCGAGAGGGACUGCUCAUGCGUGACCUGCACCACCCAAAUGUACUGGCUCUCAUUGGUAUCAUGUUGCCACCUGAGGGGCUGCCCCGUGUGCUGCUGCCCUAUAUGUGCCAUGGUGACCUGCUCCAGUUCAUCCGCACACCUCAGCGGAACCCCACUGUGAAGGACCUCAUCAGCUUUGGCCUGCAGGUAGCCCAUGGCAUGGAGUACCUGGCAGAGCAGAAGUUUGUACACAGGGACUUGGCUGCACGGAACUGCAUGCUGGAUGAGUCAUUCACAGUCAAGGUGGCUGACUUUGGUCUGGCCCGUGACAUCCUGGACAAAGAGUACUAUAGUGUUCGACAGCACCACCAUGCUCGCCUACCUGUCAAGUGGAUGGCACUGGAGAGCCUGCAGACCUAUAGAUUUACCACCAAGUCUGAUGUGUGGUCGUUCGGUGUGCUGCUGUGGGAACUCCUGACACGGGGUGCUCCACCAUACCCCCACAUUGAUCCUUUUGACCUCACUCACUUCUUGGCCCAGGGUCGGCGCCUGCCCCAGCCUGAGUAUUGCCCCAAUUCUCUGUAUCAUGUGAUGCAGCGAUGCUGGAAGGCAGACCCAGCAGCACGACCCACCUUUGGAGCACUAGUAGGGGAAGUGGAGCGGAUAGUGUCUACACUACUUGGGGACCAUUAUGUGCAGCUGCCUGGAACCUACGUGAACCUAGGUCCUGGCGCCUCAGAUGAGGUGAACAAACUCCCAGAACAGCCACAGUCCUCACCCAUGUGCAGUAGCACAUGGCGGCCUCGGCCUCUCUCAGAGCCGCCUCGACCCACUUGACCUAAUCCCUUGGCUGGACUUGCUUAGCGGCCUUGAACUAACCCCAAGCUGCCCCUGGGCCAUGCUGGACUGGAGAGCACUGGGCUUCCAUCUUGUCCCUGCCCUUCAGCCUUCAGAGGCGAUAGGUAUGCAGGGCACAUUAGGUCCCUCACUCCAGAGUGAGCGAGUGAGAGCACUUCUGCAACAUGUAUUUAUGAAGUACCUAUUGUGUACCCUACCUGCUGGGCACAGUGGACUCAUCAGUGACCACACACUGACCAUGAACCAGUAAAGGAACAAAUGAAUGUCAA
Carlito syrichta (Philippine tarsier) is the source of this 4510-nucleotide messenger RNA. RefSeq names its product macrophage stimulating 1 receptor (gene MST1R). The coding region runs from base 3 to 4220 and encodes 1405 amino acids. Gene Ontology annotation, molecular function: ATP binding; transmembrane receptor protein tyrosine kinase activity; protein binding. Gene Ontology annotation, cellular component: signaling receptor complex; membrane. The transcript is spliced from 20 exons. Lineage: Eukaryota; Metazoa; Chordata; Mammalia; Primates; Tarsiidae. The record is from RefSeq and is a predicted model, not a curated record. Gene Ontology annotation, biological process: phagocytosis; multicellular organism development; cell migration.